Dendrobium catenatum is the source of this 650-nucleotide messenger RNA. RefSeq names its product abscisic acid receptor PYL4. Gene Ontology annotation, molecular function: signaling receptor activity; protein phosphatase inhibitor activity; abscisic acid binding. The record is from RefSeq and is a predicted model, not a curated record. The transcript has a single exon. The coding region runs from base 1 to 594 and encodes 197 amino acids. NCBI's taxonomy places the organism in Eukaryota, Viridiplantae, Streptophyta, Magnoliopsida, Asparagales, Orchidaceae. Gene Ontology annotation, biological process: abscisic acid-activated signaling pathway. Gene Ontology annotation, cellular component: cytoplasm; nucleus.
AUGCCACACACCCCCGCCAACCCCCGCCUCGACCACCGCCACUUCGCCGCCGGUGAGAUCUCUGCAGCCGAUAAGCUCCCGGUGACGGCUGCACUUCUCCACUCACACAAGGUGGGCCCCAACCAGUGCACCUCGGUGGUGGUCCACUCCACUUCGGCCCCACUCGCCGCCGUCUGGUCACUUUUGCGGCGCUUCGACGCCCCGCAGGCCUACAAGACCUUCGUCCGCAGCUGCCGCGUCAUCUCCGGCGACGGCCACGUCGGCACCAUCCGCCGCAUCAGCGUCGUGUCCGGUCUCCCGGCCUCCACCAGCACCGAGCGACUCGAGAUCCUCGACGACGACCACCACGUCAUCGGGUUUCAGAUCGUUGGAGGUGAGCACCGACUCAGCAACUAUAGGUCGGUUACAUCCGUGCAUCCGGCGGAAUAUGGGAAGGAUCGGACGGUGGUGAUGGAGUCGUACGUGGUGGACGUUCCGGCCGGCAACACGAGGGAGGAGACGAGGGGAUUCAUCGAUACUAUUGUGAGGUGUAACCUCAAGUCGCUGGCGCGAGCCGCCGAGAAAGAGGCGGCGCCGGCGACCGGAGUGAAUUGACAGAUUUAUUUGUAUGAAUUCUUAUUCAUGCAAUAAGAAUAUAUCAUUGUUUGGUA